Molecule: messenger RNA, 2463 nt
Organism: Aureobasidium subglaciale EXF-2481
Lineage: Eukaryota; Fungi; Ascomycota; Dothideomycetes; Dothideales; Saccotheciaceae
Exons: 2
Coding region: 1-2463 (820 amino acids)
Biological process (GO): ribosome disassembly; mitochondrial translation
Cellular component (GO): mitochondrion
Molecular function (GO): GTPase activity; GTP binding; translation elongation factor activity
Source: RefSeq, a predicted model, not a curated record
AUGCUCUACUACAGUGGCUUUACUCGUAGAUUAGGAGAUGUCGACGAAGGCUCUACAGUGACCGACUUCUUGCCCGCUGAGCGUGCCAGAGGAAUUACCAUUCAAUCAGCGGCAGUCACCUUUUCCUGGCCACCAGCUGCCGCCUCGGCUACUGAUUUUUCCUCCAACAAGCUCGUUCUGCCUCGCUCUACCCAAAGCCACAACAUCAACCUAAUUGACACUCCUGGUCACGCCGACUUCACUUUUGAAGUUCUUCGCUCCUUACGUAUCCUGGAUGGUGCUGUCUGUAUUCUCGAUGGAGUUGCUGGUGUCGAAGCGCAAACCGAGAAAGUCUGGACUCAAGCGACGCAGUAUCAGAUUCCAAAGAUUCUGUUUGUCAACAAGCUUGAUCGUGAGGGAGCUGCUUUUGCGAGGACCAUCUCUGAAAUCGGCACACGUCUGCGUGUCUGGCCGGCGCUAUGUCAGAUUCCGUGGUGGCGACCUGGUGACCUCAAGCUUCAAGGUGUAGGUGAUGCUGUUGGUCUCCGUGCACUGCUGUACGAAGAAGGCGGCGAUGGCAAGACUGUCAAAGUGCAUAGUCUCCAAGGCUUGGAAGCGGAUAACUCUGCCUUUGCGGAAGAGAUCAAGAAGGCCAGAACAGCACUAGUUGAGAUGCUGAGUGAACAUGACGACGAGAUGGUCGAGAAGUUCCUGGAGUAUGACGAAGAUCAUCUGGCCAUUCCAUCUGUCGAUAUCACAGAGAGUCUGAGAAGAUGCACUCUGCAGCAACCACAAAAGCUCGUGCCUGUGUUCUCAGGUGCAAGUUUCCGCAAUGUCGGUGUCCAGCCACUAUUGGACGCGGUCGUAGAUCUCUUGCCUUCUCCACAGGAGCGACCUGAUCCCGAAGCCAGUGUUGGCCCUUCUAAGUACGGACUGAACGAUCUUCUCUCAGGCAAGGCCUCAUUACCUGCAACCAUCGAAGCCAAGAAGCAGCAAAAGACCAAAGCACUUGCAGCGAGCAAGAACAUGUCCAUCAUCAAGAGUCUUGAAGCGUGUGCUCUGGCUUUCAAGGUGGUUACUGAUCCCCGUCGAGGUGUUCUUGUUUACGUUCGCGUGUACUCGGGAUCCAUCACGAAGAACGCUCCUCUUUUCAAUACGAAUCUUGGUAUUACCGAAAGAGCGCCUCGCUUACUAAGAAUGUAUGCCGAUGAGGCCGUCGAGAUUUCAUCUAUCGAGGCUGGUCAGAUCGGUGUCAUCCCUGGUUUAAAGUCCACGCGGACAGGUGAUACACUGAUUUUGUACAGUGGAGUCAAUCCAAAGGUCGGCCCUCCUUCCCCUAUCAAUACUCUCCAACUGAGACCAAUUACUGUCCCUCCACCUGUCUUCUUCACCAGCGUAGAGCCGAACAGUUUGGCAGAAGAGAAGCACAUCUCUGAGACGUUAUCACUUUUGCUUCGCGAGGACCCUAGCUUGAAUGUCAGAGAAGACCCCGAGAGUGGGCAGACCCACCUAGCUGGCAUGGGUGAACUUCACCUCGAGAUAGCUCGCGAUAGACUCAUCAACGAUCUAAAAGCCAAAGCCAGAAUCGGCAAUAUCCAGAUUGGCUACCGCGAAGCCCUUUCUGCCCCUUCUUCAGAAGCGUCAGCAGUCUUCGAUCGAGAAGUAGCUGGCAAGGCCUCAAAGGCUGGGUGCACUGCAGCCGUCACACCUUACGAGGAGUCGGAGUUGAACGUAGCUGACGAUCACACGCACGUAUUCGCACUGCUGGAUGAGAACUAUCUAGUUCUGAAGACGCCGACUCUCUACCCUGACGGCUCCGCGACCGAGUCCGAGCUACCACCGUUACCCUCUACCCUGCCGAUGCAAAUGUUGCAAUCAGCCAUGCAGACUGGUGUCACGGCCGCUCUUGCGCGUGGUCCCUCACACGGUUACCCUCUCCACUCCACCAAGAUUACUAUAACUUUCGAUCCAUCCCAGCAUCUUUUCCAAACAACCACAGCCGCUGCCAUCUCCUCUGCAGCUCGAUUAGCAGUGCAGCAGGCUUUGCGCGAGGCAGCAGACGCUGGAUCUGGUACAGCACUGAUGGAGCCCGUCAUGGACGUCACCGUUACCGUCGAUGAACCAAGUCUCGGAAGUGUCGUACACGACAUCAGCUCCGCCAGAGGAGGACAAGUCAUGUCUCUUGGUGCCGACGAUGAAACUGGUGGUUCGGAUCUAAUCGAGAUUGAUCCGACACGAAUCUAUUCACCACCUGAUCCAUUCGGUGGCUCGGCUUCAAGCAUUGGCGUAGGAUCCAACAGUGUCGGAAAUCAGGCACGCCAGAUUGUGGCAAGGGUCCCGCUCAAGGAGAUGGUAGGAUAUUUGAAGCACCUACGCAGUCUCACGCAAGGACGAGGCACUUUUGUCAUGACGGUGGACCGAUUCGAGAGAAUGAAUCCACAGAGGAUGAAGCUCGCACUUACUGAGAUGAGCGGUGGCUUUUGA